Nestor notabilis (Kea) is the source of this 2526-nucleotide messenger RNA. It is a transcript of the gene NPEPPS, whose product is annotated as aminopeptidase puromycin sensitive. Gene Ontology annotation, cellular component: cytoplasm. The transcript has 22 exons. NCBI's taxonomy places the organism in Eukaryota, Metazoa, Chordata, Aves, Psittaciformes, Psittacidae. Bases 1 to 2526 code for a protein of 841 amino acids. Gene Ontology annotation, biological process: peptide catabolic process; proteolysis. The record is from RefSeq and is a predicted model, not a curated record. Gene Ontology annotation, molecular function: zinc ion binding; peptide binding; metalloaminopeptidase activity.
AUGCUCUUAUUUCUCUUCCAGGUGAAACAUGCAACCAACCAAAUUGUGAUGAACUGUGCUGACAUUGACAUUAUUACAGCGUCCUAUGCGCCGGAAGGAGAUGAAGAGGUACAUGCCACAGGGUUCAACUAUCAGAAUGAGGAUGAAAAGGUUACUCUUUCCUUUCCCAGUACUCUUCAGAAAGGGACAGGGACACUAAAGAUAGACUUUGUAGGGGAGCUGAAUGAUAAAAUGAAAGGGUUUUACCGAAGUAAAUACACCACCCCUACUGGAGACACGCGCUAUGCUGCUGUCACUCAGUUUGAGGCUACUGAUGCUCGCAGAGCUUUCCCUUGCUGGGAUGAGCCUGCUAUUAAGGCAACCUUUGAUAUUUCUUUGGUGGUUCCUAAAGACAGAGUAGCUUUGUCAAAUAUGAAUGUCAUUGACAGGAAGCCCUACCCGGACGAUGAGAACCUGGUGGAAGUGAAGUUCGCCCGUACCCCGAUAAUGUCCACCUAUCUUGUAGCAUUUGUGGUGGGAGAAUAUGACUUCGUGGAGGCCAGGUCCCUGGAUGGUGUCUUAGUGCGUGUUUACACUCCUGUGGGCAAAGCAGAACAAGGAAAGUUUGCAUUAGAGGUUGCUGCUAAAACUCUGCCUUUUUAUAAGGACUACUUCAAUGUUCCUUACCCUCUUCCUAAAAUUGAUCUCAUAGCUAUUGCAGACUUCGCUGCUGGUGCCAUGGAGAACUGGGGCCUUGUUACUUAUAGGGAGACUGCAUUGCUCAUUGACCCCAAAAAUUCCUGUUCUUCAUCUCGCCAGUGGGUUGCUCUGGUUGUAGGACACGAACUUGCUCAUCAGUGGUUUGGAAACCUUGUGACCAUGGAAUGGUGGACCCACCUCUGGCUGAAUGAAGGAUUUGCCUCCUGGAUUGAGUACCUGUGUGUAGAUCACUGUUUCCCUGAGUAUGACAUCUGGACUCAGUUUGUUUCUGCUGAUUACACGCGCGCUCAAGAGCUUGAUGCCUUAGACAACAGUCACCCUAUUGAAGUUAGUGUUGGCCAUCCCUCCGAAGUAGAUGAAAUAUUCGAUGCUAUUUCUUACAGCAAGGGAGCAUCUGUAAUCCGAAUGCUACACGACUACAUUGGUGAUGAGGACUUUCGGAAAGGAAUGAAUCUGUAUUUAACGAAGUUCCAGCAGAAGAAUGCAGCUACAGAGGAUCUCUGGGAAAGCCUGGAAAAAGCUAGUGGUAAACCUAUUGCUGCUGUGAUGAACACAUGGACCAAACAAAUGGGAUUUCCACUCAUUUAUGUGGAAGCUGAACAGCAAGAAGAUGACAAAGUGUUGAAGUUAGUCCAGAAGAAAUUCUGUGCCAGUGGCCCAUAUACUGGGGAGGAUUUCCCCAUGUGGAUGGUCCCCAUAAGUAUUUGUACAAGUGAUGACCCCACCUGUGCCAAAAUGCAAAUAUUGAUGGACAAACCAGAGCUCACCUUGGUUUUGAAAGACAUCAAACCAGACCAGUGGGUGAAGUUAAACCUUGGAACAGUUGGGUUUUACCGUACCCAGUAUAGCCCUGACAUGCUGGAGAGUUUAAUACCAGCCAUCAAAGACCUCUCCCUACCCCCUGUGGACAGGCUUGGCCUGCAGAAUGAUCUUUUCUCUCUGGCCCGAGCUGGAAUCAUUAGCACUGUAGAGGUUCUAAAAGUCAUGGAAGCUUUUGUGAAUGAGCCCAAUUAUACUGUGUGGAGCGACCUCAGCUGUAACCUGGGGAUUCUCUCAACUCUCUUGUCCCACACAGACUUCUAUGAGGAAAUCCAGGUGUUCGUGAAAGAUGUCUUUUCACCAAUAGGGGAGAGACUGGGCUGGGACCCCAAACCUGGAGAGGGUCAUCUGGAUGCACUUCUGAGAGGGCUGGUCUUGGGCAAACUAGGAAAAGCUGGGCACAAGGCGACGUUAGAAGAAGCCCGACGCCGGUUUAAGGACCACGUGGAAGGAAAACAUGUGCUGUCAGCUGAUCUGAGGAGUCCUGUAUACCUAACUAUUUUGAAGCAUGGAGAUAGUACUACUUUGGACACUAUGCUGAAGCUUCACAAGCAAGCAGACAUGCAGGAGGAGAAGAACCGAAUUGAACGAGUUCUUGGAGCCAUCUCUCAACCAGAACUGAUUCAAAAAGUUCUCACCUUUGCACUUUCAGAAGAGGUACGUCCCCAGGACACGGUAUCUGUUAUUGGUGGAGUAGCUGGAGGCAGCAAGCAGGGGAGGAAAGCUGCUUGGAAAUUUGUAAGGGACAAUUGGGAGGAACUUUAUAAUCGAUACCAAGGUGGAUUCUUAAUAUCCAGACUAAUAAAGCUAACAGUGGAUGGAUUUGCAAAUGAUAAAAUGGCUGCAGAAGUUAAGGCCUUCUUUGAGAGCCACCCAGCUCCCUCGGCGGAACGCACUGUGCAGCAGUGCUGUGAGAACAUCCUGCUCAAUGCAGCUUGGCUCAAGAGGGACGCCGAGAACAUCCACCACUACUUCCUGCAGCGCAAGGCCCCUGCAGCCAUGGUGUGA